Messenger RNA from Colletotrichum fioriniae, 216 nucleotides. Lineage: Eukaryota; Fungi; Ascomycota; Sordariomycetes; Glomerellales; Glomerellaceae. The record is from RefSeq and is a predicted model, not a curated record.
AUGAAGUACAUCACCGCCGUCAUCGUGGCCCUUGCCGCGUCUUCUAACGCUGCUGUCUGCAAUUACGGAUGGGGCAAGCCGGCGGGAUCAACGUGCCCUGGAGCCUACAGGGUGCGAACGUCAAGACAUCCAGUAACUUUCCUAUUCCGCGAACUUGUUCGUAUCCUGGCAACGGACGUCCAGUUCUCCAAUCGUGCCUUGGAGGAAGAGGUGUAA